CCAUGUUGUGGAGGGUAGUAGUGUACGUGCGAAAAGUGUUGUUCGGGGGACACCACAUUGGCCACGACUUGGGUAUGUAUCUGUGGCAGAGCGGCAAGUGAUUUCCACUGUGAUGCAGGUGUGGGCCGUCAUAUACGACAAGGCGAACUUUCCAGACGCUCUUUAUCAUAGUGCUCUAUCCCUCGUCGAUCAGACAGCACAAGCCAAGAUCAAGAGAUUUCAUCGCCGCGAGGAUGCCUGUAGAUCUCUCAUCGGUAAUCUCUUACCUCGAGUGCUGCUCAGGAAGCGAGGCGUCCCGAAGGACACAUUGACUUUCGCCACCACUGACACCGGAAAACCAUACUGUAUCGCUCCAGGGAUCGACCCACCCCUAGGGUUUAACGUGACCCAUGAUGAGGGCGUGGUAGCGAUGGCCUUCGGAACGGGCGACCUCGGUCCGCCCGCCUUCACCGUGGGCGUCGACGUCAUGCAGCUCAAAAUUCCCCCCAACUCGACGUUCGCCGAUUUUGUCGACAGUGUCUCCGGCCAGUUGACGCCACUAGAACAUGGCCUGGUGUUAGCAGACAUCCCCCAGUCGGAAGCAUUGCGCCGGUUUUACUGGAUCUGGACGUUGAAGGAAGCAUACACCAAGGCGCUCGGGAUGGGUCUGGGGUUCGACUUCCGGCGAAUACAGUACAACGUACCAGAGGAGGCUGUCACCAUUGACGGCGAGCUCGUCAGGGGAUGGCAAUUCCGCAAGUUUGAAGUCGCGCAAAGUGGCAACAAGUACGUUGGCGUCGCCGCGCGGUUCAUAGGGGGUCGGUUUUUUACUAUGGAAGACUUGGACGUGGGCAGUUUGGUGUGUUACGAUGCUGCAUCAUUCGUCAAUCGGGCCGUAGAAGAAUUGAAUUAGCUGGGCGCUGAGUAUCACAUUACUAGAGGUGUCUAUAGUGGGGAAUACAGGGUUUACGGUAUCUCGAUGGGGG
This is a messenger RNA of Pisolithus orientalis, 965 nucleotides long. RefSeq lists its product as uncharacterized. The record is from RefSeq and is a predicted model, not a curated record. NCBI's taxonomy places the organism in Eukaryota, Fungi, Basidiomycota, Agaricomycetes, Boletales, Pisolithaceae. Gene Ontology annotation, molecular function: holo-[acyl-carrier-protein] synthase activity; magnesium ion binding. The transcript is spliced from 6 exons. The coding region runs from base 113 to 892 and encodes 259 amino acids. Gene Ontology annotation, cellular component: cytosol.